Molecule: messenger RNA, 1567 nt
Organism: Plectropomus leopardus (leopard coralgrouper)
Lineage: Eukaryota; Metazoa; Chordata; Actinopteri; Perciformes; Serranidae
Source: RefSeq, a predicted model, not a curated record
UUGUUUAAUAUUCCAAUAGUUUUGUUUGUUUCUAUUGACACAAAAGUAAUCCCAUAUACCUGUCAGUAAUACAAGAAAAAUCUCUGUGACAUAUAUGUUUCUGUUAAGCCCAGAGGGUUCUGCAUCAUUCACAAGGGACAAUAUAUUUUACCAAUGUUUUUAUUUAUUUGUUUUUUUAUUUAUUUUAUACAGAGACCAAAUACUAUCAAUCACCCCAAAAACACAGGAACAAGUGGACUUAAUGAGGAACAUUUCCGAUCAUUACAGGAUGGUCUUAUGCCAUCAAGCUGCACCUGAGAACAUCAAAGAAGAAACUGAUGUCCAAGUGUAUGUUCCUGCCAUCUACACGUGGACCAUGACGGGUCUGCUACAGAAACACGCCAUGAUAUACAAGGUGUUAGUGGCCGAUGUCAGUGAGUUGAUUGAAAUGCAGAAGAGGAGCGACUCCGCCUACCGAAGUAUCGAAACUUUCUACGAGAGCUAUCACACCCUGGAGGAUAUCUAUAAUUGGAUAAACGAGACUCGUCAGAACAACCCUGACACAGUUGAAGUCAUUCAAAUUGGCUCCUCCUUUGAGAAUCGACCGCUCUAUGUUAUGAAGUUGUCUCUCAAUAACAGGCCGAAUAAAAAAGCGAUGUGGAUUGACUGCGGGAUCCAUGCCAGAGAGUGGAUCUCUCAUGCUUUCUGCUUAUGGUUUGUGCAAUAUUCUUUGUCAUCUUACAAGACAAACCAAAACAUGACUCACAUCUUUGACAACAUGGAUGUCUACGUCCUGCCUGUUGUGAACCCUGAUGGAUACGAAUACUCGUGGACAACAGACAGGAUGUGGCGAAAGAACCGCUCUGUCAGAAACAGCAGCCACUGCAUCGGGGUCGACCUCAACAGGAACUUUGAUGCAAACUGGUGCAUGGAGGAAGCCUCUAAAAACCCCUGCAGAGACCUCUACUGUGGUGCAUCCCCCGAGUCGGAACCAGAGACGCAGGCCGUGGCCAACUUCCUGCGCAGUCACAAGGACUCAAUUCAGCUCUACCUUACCAUCCACGCCCCCACUAAGAUGCUGCUCUUCCCGUACUCCUACACCUUUGAGGAAGCAGAAAACCACAAAGACCUGUAUGAGAUGGCCCAAGAAGCUGCGGAGAAUAUCAAGACAAUUUACAACACCACUUACACAUAUGGCCAAGGAUCAAAGACAAUAUAUUUGGCUUCUGGAGGUUCUGACGACUGGGCGUACGAUCUUGGCAUCAAGUACUCUUUCACGUUUGAGCUCAUGGGCCACAGGGAUGAUGGCUUCUAUGGCUUCCUCCUGCCUCCAUCUGAAAUUACAAGGGCCUGCAAUGAAGCUCUUAUUGGUGUGAGGACCAUUGCUCUCAAGGUUAUCGAGAAAACACAAGCUCCAACAAGUCCUCCUCCAUCUGCCUGAGCAUUUACACCCGCCAUUGAGGAGAGUUCAGUAUCUAAGCCAUGUAUCAAUAUUAAGGUUAUUGUCAUGUUAUUGAUGGUGUCAAUAAUAUGUGUAGUCUUGAUAUUCAUUCACUUAUCCAAACAAUGUAAGCUGCUGUGUGAUGUG